Molecule: messenger RNA, 3115 nt
Organism: Trichobilharzia szidati
Lineage: Eukaryota; Metazoa; Platyhelminthes; Trematoda; Strigeidida; Schistosomatidae
Source: the annotation of a GenBank genome assembly
AGCGUUACUUGACUUUAAUAUUGUGCUAAUUUACGAUCUUGUUAAUUGCUAUUCGGAAUGUCAUAACUUAUUAUAUAUGAAUUAUUGACCUUGUGAGUCAUUUUUAUUCAGUAUUCGGCAACAGUUAAGAGUAAACAACACCAGGAUGUUCGCCACCAAAAUUCAAGUCUUGAGUAUCCGGAGUUUCAGAUGAGCUCUGCAGCUAUCACUACUUCAGAUAAAUUUGGCUUACAUGCUAAUAAGCCAACCAAGGUCAUUUUAAUAUGUGGCAUUCCCAAAUGUUUCCACGCCUCUGACUUAAGGAUGUUUUUCUCUCAGUUUGUGGAGUCAUCUAAAUUUGCAUGUUUUCAUUAUCGUCACAGGCCGGAUGUGGAGGUAGAGGCUGGAACUGAACUUGAUGGCCCUAAACUCCUUAAAUGUAUCAAGCAGAAAUCCAGAAGUACAGCAACGUGUUGUGCAGUUCUCUUGGUUUUCGAAGAGCACGUCGAUGAAUUUUUUCGCCUAUAUAACUGUGCAAAUUGGUUGGAUCCAAAUGACAUACCUCUGGAUUCAAAAUGCAACAUGUAUGUCGUGAAAUGUGGAAAGACGGAUGGUGUUGAAAACUUGCUUGAGUUCAAACCUUUGUCGUGGAUGCCUUGGGGGAACGUUGGGACACCUACCCUACAUUUCUUCAACUUAAUAAAGGAAUGCAAACUGGAGAGCUCGCUAAUUUCGAAACUUGGUUUGAACUUCUCUGUCUGUGCCAGAAACCGGAAAUACGGUGCUGUACCUUUCGAUUAUGGCAAUUCAGUUGUCAGCAAUGUAGAAUCACACUCUUCUCCGGAGGAUUUAGAGUGUGGUUUGACUUACAACUCGACCAUUCACACUCAGUCAGAUCCAACUUCCAAUGACAAUUUUGCUAAUGUGGUGGAUAUUGAUAGUGAUGAUGAUGUUCCUGAAGAAUGGGAUCGUUUUGAGGCACUACAUGAUGAUCCAUACAAUUUAGACAGAGGAAACAAGGCACAAUUAAAGUAUGAAAGUAAAGUUGAACUCGUCUGGGAAAAGGGUGGUUCAGGUCUAGUUUUCCAUACGGAUCAACGUACAUGGGAAAAAUUGGAUCCACUGAGAAAGGAAGAGAUUUUCGACGAACCUUCCUCUUUUGACUGGGAUAUUGACAUGCAACCUUAUGAAGUUCCAACUGAUUUGGGGACUGGUCCAACUCCAAAUGGAUUUAUUGGCGGAGAGAGAGAUACAACCGAACUUAUUGACAUAAAUCGCGAAAGAGAAUCCAUGAAUGUUAAAGAUCUUGCCUACGAUCCGUAUGCUGCUUUUAAGAAUGAAGUAAUCAGCAAAGUUAGUUCUUUUCUAUUUAUUAUUUGUGGCAUUUUCUGUUGUUUUGCUGUCUGAACUUAGGUUUCCUUAACUUUUCAUUCGUUGAAGUUAAAGGGCCUAAAUCUGAUUUAUAUAACCACUUUUACCGUUGUUUAGUUAUUAGGAACCGGAUGUGUGCAACGUCUCUUAUCCCGAAUACUGCUUUAUUAUUUUUCUUUAAAAUUAAUAAAUACAGUGCAAAUACAAAUCCCAAGGUAACAAAGGUGUAGGGGGAACUAAGAGUGAGUACGAUAAAUCUACGAAAUAUCAGAGUAAAAAUCCAAGUUAAUGAAAGAAUAUUGAAACAGUAUAUUAUGAAAAUACAGAUAAUGUGUUAUAAAAAAUAAUGGUUACUUGAAAAUACAGUUACAGUCCACUGCUACAAACUAUUAAUAUAAUCCACAGAUCUGUUUCACUUCUGGGGUCUUGUCCACUGGUAGAAGUUGUUUACCUAUUGUAGAAUAGUCUUCGAACGAGAAUGAGAUGUUCCUGCAAUUUCCAUAAAAUACGACACGGGUGUUAAUGGAGCAGGUAAACAGUUUGAACCAGUGAGAAAACGAAGUGACAGAAAGCACAACUAUAUUUCCAUUCGAACGCCGAAGUUAUUAUGAUUUUACGAGGAAGUCGAUUGACAAAAAAGUUAUGUACAGUGUGUCCAUUUUUGACAUUUAACAAAAACUGUACAAAUUUAUUGUCUAGGACUCCACAAGGUUUUUGAUAAUAUACUGAGCUUUAUCUCGUGAGUUUGUUUUAAGAAAGGAUUUGGUACCCAUUCGUCUUUAUUGAAGAGUUCACCUGUUAACGUGCUUAACUAUUCUGAUUUGUACGUAAUACAUUUGCAAACUACUUCCGAAUCAAUUUGUCUUUUUUUUACUGUAUCUGACUCGCAAAUUAUCCUAGACUAUCCGUUUCGGACUUGUAAUAUGUUUUGCAAUCUGUUCAUGCUUCAUUUGAUCUUUAUGCCUAAAAAUAUUUUAUAUUACAUGAUUUUAUCGAGAGUAACUGAUUCCCCAUGAUCAGCGUAGUCAAUAUGUCAAAAAUCAUCACUACUUAAAUUGUCGAGGCUUUUGUUUCACAUCUGAUUAGAAAUGAGAAUGUGCGCCUUAUACUUCGGAUAUACCUGAAAUGUCAUUCUACGGUGGCACAUAACAUUAUUUGAUGAAGUUGUAAACAUUGUAUUAAAUUAGCGAGGAUGUUUUCUACACAGAAGAGCGUAAGCCUAAGUACAUUAAUAAACACGUAACAUAGCGCUAGAGGAUUUAAGUAGUUUUGAUUUUAUGCCGAAAAUGCAUAUAAACUUCAGGAUUAACAAGUACUGAUCACUGGUGUCUGUAGAAACACCACUUUUAAUACUACUUUACUACUUUAUGGUUUGCGUUUUGGACUGAAGUUAUGAGAACGUGUUGUGUUCUCAGUGCGAAAAACUAUCAAUCUUCAUACAGAAGGAGGCAAAUAUAUUAUUGAUACAGAUGUUUGUCUUACUGAAAUUUAAGAAGUCACAUAGAGGCCUCUUUCUACCAGUAACAUACCCAUUCCCAACAGUACGCUUGAUAAAACAUACACUUUUCAGCGAAAGUAAACCGUAAGUAUUUUUAUAAAAAAUGAGAACAUCUUACAUUCUUCACUUUCCCACCUAUUUGUUUAUCACUUUGUGUUGCUAUAUCAGGCAUAUACUGUUUCCUUCUUUAAACUUUCAAACAGAUGGAAAUAGUGUAUUAUGAUUUUUUUCUGUCUGACCAAUUUUUUUCACAGGGCUAUGGCGGGA